AUGCCAUGCUGUGUGAAGCGUGUAGAUACUGCCAUGAUAGCACUUAACAUAGGCUGUGUGAAGUGUGUAGAUGCUACCAUGGUAGUACAUGAUGCCAUGCUGUGUGAAAAUGUGACUAUCAGAUCUUCAGAAGUCCCUGACAACAUGUUCAAUUUGACUGUGGUGGGAUGUGCUACGCUGGGUAUAUUGGACUCGCUGGCACCUCUUUCCCUGCGCUCCCUCAUAAUAAGAGAGGUGAAUACACUCAGCAUCUCUACUCAAGCCUUCCUCUAUGGUCUCUCCCGUCUUUCUUCUGUAGUCAUAAAGAACACAAACAUUCCUGUCAUACCCAGCUUCAGUUUUGGUGCCCUUGAGAGUAUCAUCAGCAUAGUCUUUGAGAAUGUUGAAAUAGGUACAAUUUCCAGUUAUGCAUUCUCAGACCUAAUGCACAUUAGUUAUAUGAAAUUUGUAAAUUCAAAAAUUGGUAAUAUGGAACGUAAUGCCUUUGGCAGAGGGAAAGGUAAAAUAGCAUAUUUUUCUCUUGAAGAAUCCUCCAUAGACAUGAUUCAUGAGCAUGGCAUAUGGCUGGAUAAUGCAGAAAUUUUUGAAAUAGACAAAUGUAACAUCAGAAAGAUUGUGAGCAAUGCCAUUAGAAUGAAACAUGCGGCCUUUUUCUACCUUACUAAAAGCAGUAUAGGCAAUUAUGAGCCUGGGGGUAUAAGUGGUAGAUUUUCUCAUGGUGUCAUAAUAGAUAGUGACUAUAUCAAUCCAGUGGCUCUUGACAGUGAAAAGCCCCAACCUCUAUUUGACCUCCACAAAUCAAAACAUGGCAGAAGCACUGUUGUACCCUUCUUUCACUUCACUAAUAACGUACUUCCACGAACUAUCCCCAGACAUGCUUUUUUCAUAACCGACCCAACUAUUAAUGUAGCUGUACCCAACAACAAUAUUGGGGAAUGCUCCUGCAUUCAUUAUAGGAACUUUCUUCAGUCACUACUACCAAUCCUAGAUAACUACAAUCUCAAUGUCCAUCAAGCUAUGGUGGAACAUGGAAUUUGUCUAUCAAACAGAGAUUAUUAUAGUAUUGAGUGCCCUAACCUGACUCCUCUCUUGUUUGUUGGAGUUUUACCUACAAACACUCUGAGUUCCUCCAUGGAAUCUGUAAUACAGCCAACUAUCACAACCACAUCCAGAAACUACUUAAUCAACAAACAACUUAUCUCAGACAGUCAGCCGACACACACAUCUUCAAAAGUUCAUUUAGAGCCCUUGGUGAACCCUGUGGAUUUGAAACUCGAGACCACCUCUCCUGUUCCUGUUUUGAACCAAUUCUCAGAACCUGAUUCAUCAAUCUUUCCAUCUGAAAUUUUGGCUUCAAAUACAGAGGAGCCACCAAAUAGGAUCCUCCCCAUCCUAACAGUGAUGGAAGACUUGAACAGUCUCGAUGCACAGACCAUUUGGAAUGAGAUCUAUGGGGGAGUAUUUGCUCUUCGACUUCGCAAACCCCUCCCAGAAACUUUCUCUAAUCAGCUUAGCAUGAAGUUCAGCAAGGCAGUGAGACCACUUGGAUUUCAGAGGUUUCAUAGAGGUAAACCGAUUUAUGUGUCACCACGAUAAAACUUUCAAGAACCACCUUUCUAUUUCUUUGCAUAAGUCUGAAUUUAAGAGAAUAUGACAUUGUGUCAUCUUCUGUUAAAAUACUGAAGAACUGAUAUUCUACAAACAUGAUUCAGUGACGAUGUCCAUGAAAUACAGUAUAUAAAUGUACACAAACUUAUUAACCACUUUCAAUGCCUCAUCUCUAAAUGUACCAUCAUUAAUGCAGAUGUUUCCUGUGACAUUUCACCCACAGUUGCUUUGCCUUUUUAGUAUUUUCUUCCUGCUUCACUUGUUUAUUCACAUCAGAUUGCUCUUUUUCUCUUCACAUAUUUUAAAUUUGUAAUUAUUACUGUUUACUUCCCCUCCACUCUGCCCUCUACACCUGGGCAUCCUACACUAAGGUAAAGCUGCUUGCUGCACACCUUGGUUCUUGUCUUAUUACCAUAGAAUCUAAGGUAGGCAUUGAUUAUUGCAGCUAAAAGACUUCUUAAGUCUUGCUGAAGCAAAUACAGUAUCAGUGGUCUUGGAUAAACACCAUUUUUAUGGUGUAUAUUGUUUAUUAUUGACAUCCAUUUACAUCACCAUAUGUGAAGUUUGUAAUAAUUAAAUGUUGGUCCUUGGCUUAUUUUGGCAUAAAUUAUAGUUAAGUAUGUCCAAUAUUAAGUGGGUUCUGCCACAGAGAAUGUUUUAGGCUGUGCAGUUAAGAAAAAAACCUAAUGACACCUAACUAUUAUUUGCAGAAAUGUCACUGUAUAUCUUUGUUUAAGUUUAUUAUGAAUGGCCAGGUGCAUUGUCUGACUCAAAUACUAACACUUGAUUGACUCUGACACAGAAUUCAACCCAAGAUAGGCAUAUUAGUUUCAGUAAUACCUCCUCAAGUAACAGUUUGUGUAAACAAAAAUUUAUCCUGUCGUGUUGAUAAGUUGUAAGUCUUGUACAGCACCUCAAGGGAGGUACCCCAGUGUCAGUGAAGGCUUCUUGAUCCAAGGAAUUGGGUUUGUAUUCCCCUUCCUUGGAUCAAACCUGAAUGCUUCCCAUUCUCUAGGUACUAUAAGACUCCUCUGCAUUUAGCACCUCUCCCAAUUACAAUAAAAUAAAUGUCACAUUAAAAUAUACAAAGCUCAAGUUCUGCUGAGGACCAACAUUCAAUAACAGCUGAAUACUCAUGUACAGCAGUUUAGAAUUAUAGAAUUGUUCACUGUUGUUUUCAUGAAAGUCAUUUCUUUACUACUUUUUCCUCCUCUUUCUCUUUCAGGCACUGUAUAACCCCUAUGGGUUUAGUGCUUUCCCAUGAAUAUAGUAAUAGUAAGCAAGAAAACCAUUAAACUUGUGCUGAUCAUUUUAUGUUGCAAGGUACACUUAAAGGUGGAGAUGAUGUAAGGAGUAAAAAAUCAGUUUCUGGGAUCAGGAGUCCCUCUCACCCUAUGACCUCUACCUUCACUGAGGCAUCAGUAAAGGUAGAGGUCAUAUUUAAAUAUUCAUCUACAAAAUAAUCCUGUGCAUACUAUGGGCUUCAAAUACAUUCGUCCCAUUGUAACUUUAAUUUUUCACUAUAAACCAUUAUUAUUAUUAUAAUCAAAAAAGAAGCACUAAGCCACAAGGGCUAUACAGCACUAUAAACCAUACCAUGGGCGGGGAUAGAACCCGCGAUCAGAGAGUCUCAAAACUCCAGACCGUUGU
Molecule: messenger RNA, 3258 nt
Organism: Cherax quadricarinatus
Lineage: Eukaryota; Metazoa; Arthropoda; Malacostraca; Decapoda; Parastacidae
Source: RefSeq, a predicted model, not a curated record